Molecule: messenger RNA, 1911 nt
Organism: Nannospalax galili (Upper Galilee mountains blind mole rat)
Lineage: Eukaryota; Metazoa; Chordata; Mammalia; Rodentia; Spalacidae
Gene: Kprp
Product: keratinocyte proline rich protein
Exons: 1
Coding region: 1-1911 (636 amino acids)
Source: RefSeq, a predicted model, not a curated record
AUGUGUGACCAGCAGCAGAUUCAGUGUUGUGUGCCAGUCCCCCAGUGCUGUGUCAAGGGUUCCUCCUUUGGACCCUCCCAGUUCCCCUAUGCUAACAACCAGGUGCUGGUUCAAGCACCCUAUGAGAUGCAAAUUUUGGAGUACCCUGCACCAUACCCAGUUCAAGUUUCCCAACCUCCAUGCCAGUCCAUGACCACUGAAGUGAAGAGCCAGGCUCCAAGCUCAUCGAAGACCACUAAGGUGAAAUGUCAGGCUCCCUGCCAAUCCAAGACCACUCAGGUGAAGUGCCAGUCCAAGACCACUCAGGUGAAGUGCCAGGCUCCCUGCCAGACUCAAAUCUCCUGUGUGCCAUGCCAGGCCCCCUGUCAGCCUCAGGUUUCCUAUGUACAACAUGAAGUCCCACAACCUGUUCAGACCUACUAUGUGGAAUGUGCUGCUCCAGUUUACUAUACAGAAACUAGUUAUGUGGAAUGCCCAGUCCAGACCUAUGUGCCUGCUCCGGCUCCUCAGCCUGUCCACACUUAUGUAGAAUGUCCCUCAGGGGGCCAGGCUCAGGGAAGCUUCUCCACUCAGGGCCAGUAUCGGGGUUCCUACAGCAGCUGUGCCCCCCAAUUCCAGUCACGGGCUUCUUACGGCAGCUGGGCCCCACAGCCUCAGCCCCAGGCUUCCUACAGCAGCUGUGAACCCCAGUUCCAGCCCCGGCCCUCCUACAGCAGCCGCGUCCCCCAGCGCCAAUCCCAGGCGUCCUAUGGCAGCUGUGCCUCCCAGUUCCAGUCGCGGGCAUCCUACAGCAGCUGCGCCCCCCAGCGUCAGGCCGGGGCUUCCUUUAGCACCUGUGCACCCCAGUGCCAGACCCAGGGCUCCUAUGGAAGCUUCACUGCACAGCGUCGAUCUCAGAGCACCGGGCGAUGCCUCGCUCCUCCGCGUCGGCUGCAGCCUUCUUACCGCAGCUGCUCCCAGCCCCGGAGGUCUGAGCCUUACUACAGCGGCUGUCUGCCAUCGCGGUGCUCCUCCGGCUCCUACGACUACUGCACUCCACCCCGCCGCUCGGAGCCCAUCUACGGCAGCCAGUGUCCCCGGGGCCGCCCUUCAGGCUGCUCUCAGCGAUGUGGCCCCAAGUGCAGGAUAGAGAUUUCCUCCCCCUGCUGCCCCAGGCAGGUUCCCCCUCAGAGGUGUCCUGUUCGGAUUCCUCCCAUCCGAGGAAGAUCCCAGAGCUGUGCCCCACAACCCUCUUGGGGUGUCUCCUGCCCAGAUCUGAGGCGGUGCCCAGAACCACGUCCAUUCCCGAGGUCCUGCCCGCCACAGCGUCUCGGCCGCUGCCCAGAGCCAUCAUGGCAACGAUGCCCAGUUCCUGCUCCACGUCCACGUCCGCGCCCAGAACCAAGCCCAAGUCCAGAACCCCACCCAUGUCCCCCAGCGCGGCGAUUUUCAGAACCUUGUCUGUAUCCGAAGCCCUGUCCACCCCCUCAACCAGCUCCACGUCCGGCACCUCGUCCAGCGCCACGGCCUCGCCCAGUGCAGUGUGAGAAUCCAGAGCAAGGUCCCCGCCCGCAGCCGUGUGAACUCCCAGAGCCCUGCCCACAUCCAGAGCCAGUUUUCCACCCUGCGCCCUGCCCCAGCCGAGAGCCACGCGGGGAGCCAGUUCGUUGUCCCAGUCCCUGUUCUGGCCCAAAUCCAGUUCCACACCCGCAAGAACUAGGCUGUCAUGAAUCUAACCCAUGCCGUCUGGACACCGAAGGCCCCAGCUGUGGCCCAUACAAUUACAACCAGGAGCAGGAGAGUAACACCAGCUGUGGAUCUGGUGAAGCCUUUCCAGAGUCACAAGGUCUAGGCGGUUGCGGAGACCAAGGAAGAUCCAGUUCUGGCUGUAAAGGUGGAGCUUAUACUGGAGCAAAGGGGGCCUAUUUCUAA